UUGGUAUUAAUGGAAGAAGGAACUCCACCCGGAUGUUUCCCGGCGGAGAAUGGUCGAGAAGACGAUGCUGGGGUUCAGUUUGUUCUUGAAUCCAAAGGAAAGUGGUGGCACGCAGGGUACCAUCUGACGACGGCUAUAGUAGGUCCGACGAUAUUGGCGUUGCCGUACACAUUCAGUGGGAUGGGGUGGACGGUGGGAUUCUUCUGCCUAACGGUGAUGGGACUCGUCACCUUUUAUUCUUAUUAUCUAAUGUCCAAGGUCCUUGAUCACUGCGAGAAGCAAGGUCGCCGUCAUUUCCGCUUCCGUGAACUGGCCGCCGACGUUUUCGGUGCCGGAUGGAUAUUUUAUUUUGUAAUCAUCAUCCAGACGGCUGUCAACACCGGAGUUGCCAUUGGUACUAUAUUGCUUUCUGGAGAAUGUAUUGAGAUUGUCUACUCAAGUAUUUUCCCGGAUGGAUCCUUGAAACUGUAUGAGUUCAUAGCAAUGGUUACAGUGCUCAUGAUAUUUCUCUCCCAAUUUCCAAGCUUUCACUCUCUCAGACACAUUAAUCUCAUCUCACUUCUUCUAUGCCUCGGCUAUACUUCUCUGGUGGUUGGUGCAUGCAUUCAUGCAGGUCUCUCCAACAAUAGCCCUCCCAAAGACUACUCCUUAGACCCUUCAGAAUCAACAAGAACAUUCAAUGCUUUCACUUCCAUUUCCAUUUUGGCUGCCAUCUUUGGGAAUGGGAUACUACCAGAGAUACAAGCUACCCUGGCUCCACCAGCUACAGGGAAGAUGUUGAAAGGGCUCCUUAUGUGUUAUACUGUGAUAUUUUUCACCUUCUAUUCAUCCUCAAUUUCUGGGUAUUGGGCAUUUGGAAACACAGUCAAUUCGAACAUUCUUAAGAGCCUAUUGCCCGAUAAUGCACCUGCAUUGGCUCCAGUAUGGGUUAUUGGCCUUGCAGUUAUCUUUGUUCUCCUUCAACUCUUCGCCAUUGGCCUGGUGUAUUCUCAAGUUGCCUAUGAGAUCAUGGAAAAGAAGUCAGCUGAUGUGAAUCAAGGGAUGUUCUCUAAAAGAAACCUUAUUCCAAGGCUACUGCUACGAUCUCUGUACAUAAUAUUCUGUGGGAUUUUUGCUGCAAUGCUACCAUUCUUUGGAGAUAUAAAUGGAGUUGUAGGAUCCAUUGGUUUCAUUCCCUUGGAUUUUGUACUCCCAAUGCUUCUCUACAACAUGACCUUUAAACCAUCAAGAACAUCCUUCACCUUUUGGUUCAAUGUCUCCAUCAUGUUUGUCUUCACUGGGGUAGGUUUUCUAGGUGCCUUCUCUUCUAUAAGGCAGCUCGUCCUUGAUGCAAGCAGUUUCAAGCUCUUCAGUAGCAAUGUUGUUGAUUGAUCAUGUCUACAAGGAUCCAUUUUCAUGCAAGAAUUACUGCUGUGACAA
Molecule: messenger RNA, 1419 nt
Organism: Telopea speciosissima
Lineage: Eukaryota; Viridiplantae; Streptophyta; Magnoliopsida; Proteales; Proteaceae
Product: probable GABA transporter 2
Exons: 7
Coding region: 10-1371 (453 amino acids)
Cellular component (GO): plasma membrane
Source: RefSeq, a predicted model, not a curated record